This is a messenger RNA of Macrosiphum euphorbiae (potato aphid), 2115 nucleotides long. Lineage: Eukaryota; Metazoa; Arthropoda; Insecta; Hemiptera; Aphididae. The record is from the annotation of a GenBank genome assembly.
AUGAUUAAUGGCUUGGUUUUUUUAAAAAAAGGUGAUGUCAUUUUAAGUACACCAAAAACGUAUGCAGUUUUAACAAAUUUGAAAGUAACUCCUGAUAAUAAUAUUAGUACUGAGGAUAGAUAUUGCAAAAUGAAGAGAAAAGCUUUAGAUUUUAGCAGUGAUGACAAUUUAGACAGUGAAGAUGAAUGGAAACCUAAUAAUAAUCACAAAUCAUCGGACUCUGAAGAAAAUGACAAUUAUCUAUCUGAAAAUAUUAUGACGAAGGAAAGUGAAAAUAUUGUAGAACAGGAAUUUGAAGAUAUAGAAAUUGAAAAAGAACAAGAAAUUGAAGUUGAAACGGAAGAGGAUAAUAAUUUAGUGAGGUGGAGACGAGGGCAGCCUGAGAAAUGGAAAAGAAAUGUUGCUGUAAAAAAAAGAAAAUUAUCUAAAAAACCAUUAGCGAUAGAUUGUUCUAAAUGUAAGUUUAAAUGUUCGAUAAGUUUCAAUGAGGAUUAUAGAGUUCAAUUAUGCAGGGAAUAUUGGUCACUUGAUUAUGCACAGCAAAAAAAUUUCAUUUUGUCUCGUGUAUCCCAAUAUUCUGUUAAACGACAUGUUCCUAUAACAGGUUCGAGAAUCGCUAAACAAACAUCUAAAAAUUAUAAUUUUUUGAAUGACAAUACUCCAAUUCGUGUUUGCAAACCAUUUUUUUUAAAAACCCUUUCUAUUAGUCAUGGGCCGGUUGAUAAAGCUUUUGAAAGUUAUAAUGAAAAAACCGGAAUUCAUAUUCACACAGACAAUAGAGGAAAGAAGGAACCAGUAAAUAAAAAAAGUUCUGAAACUAUAAAUUCAAUAAAAAAUCAUAUAGAAAAGUUCCCAACUGUUGAAUCUCACUAUUGCCGUUCAAAUACAAAACGGCAGUAUUUAGAUCCAACUCUUUCAAUUUCAAAAAUGCAUGAGUUGUACAUUCAUGAAUCAACCGAAAAAGGAAAUGAACCUGUAUCUUUAACUACCUACCGCACUAUAUUUUCCGAAAAUUAUAAUUUGGAUUUUUUUAAACCUAAAAAAGAUCAAUGUUUGUCAUGUGAAAAAUUUAAAAACGCUGAAAAACCUAUUCAAGAAGAUAUUGCAACCAAUUAUGAAAAUCAUAUUAGGAGAAAAGACGAGUCAUUCGCUGCAAAAAAUUUAGACAAGGAACGUGCCAUUCUGAAUGAAAAUGUUUGCAGUGCAACUUUUGAUUUGCAAAGCGUACUUCAAAUUCCGUCGUCAGAGGUAUCGUCUAUGUAUUAUAGCAGAAAAUUAUGCACUUAUAAUCUUACAGUAUAUGAAGCUGCUCCGCCGAACAAAGCAUUUUGCUAUUUAUGGACUGAACUUGAAGGGCAACGGGGUAGUUCAGAAAUCGGUUCAGCCUUGUUAAAAUGGAUAAAUCAACUUCCACAAAAUGUUAAUGAGAUAUCAUUAUAUUCAGAUACGUGUAGUGGCCAGAACCGAAAUCAAUAUAUUGCAGCGUUGUUUUUGUUUGUUGUAAAUAAUUCACAAAAUAUAAAUAUAUUGACACAUAAUUUUAUGGAGAGCGGCCACUCUUAUAUGGAGGUCGACAGUAUGCAUAGUGCCAUAGAAAAUGCAAAAAAAAAUGUACCGGUUUAUACUAUUCAUGAUUGGUUGACCAUUUGUCGCUUAGCCAGAUCAAAUAGGCGUAAAAAGUCUUCUUCACCUUACUCCGCCCAAGAGUUAAAAUACACUGAUUUUAUGGACUUGCGAAGUUUAGCAGGAACAAUAAUGAAAAAUCGGUCGGUCGAUGAAAAUAGUGAAAAAGUUAAUUGGUUAAAAAUAAAAGUCAUGAGAUACGAAAAGUCAAACCCAUCAGCCAUAAAAUUUAAAUAUAAUUAUUCAGACGAGGAAUUCAAAAUAAUAAGAGUUGGUGGGAGAGGUAGACCACCAAAAUGCCCACAAACAUUAAAACAAUUAUACACAAAACAAAUACCAAUAUCCGAUGCGAAAAAAAAAGAUCUAUUAAAGUUGUGCAAUACCGAAGCAAUUCCAAAAGAAUUCCAUGAAUGGUACAAAAAUAUUCCUAGUUGUACAAAAAAUAAAGAUGCCAAUAUUAUAAUAACUGAAUUUGAAGACCAAUCAGAGUAA